Molecule: messenger RNA, 807 nt
Organism: Monosiga brevicollis MX1
Lineage: Eukaryota; Choanoflagellata; Craspedida; Salpingoecidae
Exons: 4
Biological process (GO): TRAMP-dependent tRNA surveillance pathway; exonucleolytic trimming to generate mature 3'-end of 5.8S rRNA from tricistronic rRNA transcript (SSU-rRNA, 5.8S rRNA, LSU-rRNA); nuclear polyadenylation-dependent rRNA catabolic process
Cellular component (GO): nuclear exosome (RNase complex); cytoplasmic exosome (RNase complex)
Molecular function (GO): RNA binding
Source: RefSeq, a predicted model, not a curated record
AACAUUGUGGUGCCAGGCGCAACCAUCACAUCGGAAACUGGGUUCAUGCGAGGUCACGGUACUUUCCUCGAGGAUGAAGUACUCUAUGCCUCGGUUGCUGGGGUUGUAGAACAUGUGAACAAGGUCGUCAGCGUUCGUCCCGCACGCACACGUUAUGUUGGUGAAGUGGGUGAUGUCGUUGUUGGGCGUAUCGUUGAGGUCUCGCAACGACGGUGGAAGGUGGAUAUUCAAUCACGCCUGCAUGGUGUUCUCAAGCUUUCCUCAGUGAACCUCCCCGGCGGCGUCUUGCGUCGCAAGAGCGCGUCGGACGAGCUGAUGAUGCGAGAGUUCUUCAAGGAGGGCGAUCUCAUCUCUGCCGAGGUGCAGCAAAUUUACCAAGAGGAUGGCACGCUGUCUCUGCACACGCGCAGUCUCCGUUAUGGACGACUUGGUGGUGGGGCUUUUGUGGCUGUUUCACCGGCCUUGAUCCGACGAUCCAAGCACCACAUGCACGUCUUGCCGUGUGGUGUGGCGGUUGUGCUCGGUACCAAUGGCUUCAUCUGGAUUGGCCCCCGCUUGGAGGAAGACACAACUCGUCGCGAUGCCAGUGCCGAUGCCAUGGGCCCAGACCGCGACAUGCGUCUGCGCAUUGCGCGCGUGCGCAAUUGUAUCGAGGCUUUGGCGACCCGACACUGCCCCAUCUUUGAGACAAGUAUUGUCUACACGUAUGAGGAUUCUCAAGAGCAUCACGUCAAGGACUUGCUUCAACCCGACGUGGUGUAUGAGGUUACGGCGCGUGCAUACUCGCAGUGCUUCCCUCAUGCUUAG